CGAGCGAGGGGCCCGGCCCCCCGGUCCCGCGGCUGCUCUCGAAAUCGCUUCUGCGAAACGGCUCAGGGUACAAACAAGAGGUGCUCCGCUUCUCGGAACAGCUGGCCUGUGCGUGUGUGCGCUUCAGCGCGGGUCGCUCCGUAGAGGUAGGCUAGCGCCCGGCUGCCCGGUUGGACCGGUGCGACCGAGGUAGAAGGACAGAAACAGCUUAAGUUCAGGCUGCCGCUGAGGAAGCAGUAAGUAAUGAAACAUCCGUCUGCAGUUAUAUCGCCCGUGCUUUUGCUUUGGCUUCAGCUGCCACGGAUUUUGUCCUGACCUCUUGUGGCACUUUUCACAGAACAUAGAGAGGGCUAAGGUCAGAGUUUGGUCAUUUAGAUAACACCAUGAUAUGAGACUUAUUUUUUGAAUUAUUUUUUCUGGAAUGAAGUAGACAAGCAACACGUGGGAAGUGUAAUUAUUUAUAAGUAAUGACAGUUUAUUUAUCUUUAGAUACAUAUUUGUGCUUCUUGAUUAACCCAAGAAGUCUUUGGUGGAAGCAAAGAAAUAAAUACCUCUAUUUGUAUAGACCUAAACCCUCCUGGAGGAUAAAUCAUGCCAUUCAUCUUAGAGUUUUUCAUACAAACAGACCUCAAUGUAAAUGGGCCAGAAGCAGAACACUUUGGUGUAACAAACACGUUUACAGCCAUGACCCUUUCUAUGACAGAGUUUCUAAACUUUUAACUUCUUCUUCCAAAGGACUUACAAAAGUGAACAAUCGCAUGUCACGAAUCAAGAGUACUAUAGAAUCUGUUUCAAAAGCAGUGUCUGGCACUCACAGUGAACUGGUUUCACGGAUAGCUCGAUUAAAGCCACACUCGGGUACUCUGGGAAAAACAACUAAAAGUAAUGCAGAUGAAAAUAACUUCAAGGCAAAUCUAGAAAAUGAUAAACAAGUCACAGAUGCCAGAACUCAGGAAGAUUGCAACAGUGGCCUAGCUGCCAAGAAAUCCACUCGUGAAGAAGAAAACUUGGCGUCUGCAUUGAUAAGUUCAAGUGGUACUAACGAAGAUAUUCCAGAAGAUUCAACGUAUGCUAAAAGCCACCUCUUUCAUAUAAGCUACUUCUCUACAAAUUUUGGAGAGACUUACAACUUUGUAGCAGACCAUAUCAACUGGUACUUUAAUAAUAGUUCUGUUAUGGAUCACGAGAAAAAAAGGAAUGCUUUAUUACAGGACUCUAAAAGUGAAGUGAGGGAUAAGCCUGAUUCACCAGAAAGUACUGUAAUGAGUGAAGAAAAUAGCGUGAAUUCAGCAGCUACGUUACUUCCUGAAGCAGAGACUCUGGGUGCUGAAAAAACAAAUGCUGCUCCUCCAGUUUCCACUAAAAAAAGUAUUGCAAACUUCCUUUCAUAUCCCAGUAAUAGUGUACAAGCUUUUGUAGACAGCUACAUUGGUGGGCUGGUUCCCAAGUUAAGAUCUGAUGCAAAAGUUGCUUCAGAAGUGAAGAGUAAACAGCUAGAACAAGGAGUGUCUGAGAAAGAUGAGGAGGACCAGACAAGUGAGACUAAAACUGCAGAAGAGAAGGAAAAGCGACUGUCUCUUCAGAGAGAAAAGAUUAUUGCAAGAGUGAGUAUUGAUAAUAGGACUCGGGCUUUAGUUCAAGCCCUACGAAGAUCCUCUAAUCGAAGAGUCUGUAUCAACAGGGUUGAAGAACUGACUUACCAUCUUCUGGAAUUUCCAGAGAGCAGAGGCGUUGCAAUUAAGGAAAAAUUAAUUCCAUGCCUACUGCGCCUGAGACAGGCAAAUGAUGAAAGUCUUCAGGCUGCUGUUAGAGAGGCUUUAGCUGUAAUUGGAUAUACAGACCCUGUGAAAGGCUGGGGAAUUCGAGUACUCACUAUUGAUGGAGGAGGAACAAGGGGUUUAGUCGCGCUUCAGACUCUACGGAAACUAGAGGAACUUACGGGAAAGCCUGUUCAUCAUCUUUUUGACUACAUUUGUGGUGUAAGCACAGGGGCUAUAUUAGCUUUUAUGUUGGGUUUGUUCCAUAUCCCUCUGGAUGAAUGUGAAGAACUGUAUCGCAAGUUAGGAUCAGAUGUUUUUAAGCAGAAUGUCAUUGUUGGAACAGUCAAAAUGGGUUGGAGCCACGCUUUUUAUGACAGCGAUAUCUGGGAAAAAAUGCUCAAAGAAAGAAUGGGCUCAAAUCUUCUUAUUGAAACUGCAAGAAAUUCCAAAUGUCCAAAGGUGGCUGCGGUGAGCACCAUUGUAAACAGAGGAACACCGCUGAAAGCGUUUGUUUUUAGAAACUACAAUCACUUUCCUGGAGUUAAGUCUCAUUAUAUUGGAGGCUGUCAGUAUAAACUAUGGCAGGCCAUUAGAGCCUCAUCAGCUGCACCGGGUUACUUUCAGGAAUAUAUUUUGGGUAAUGAUCUUCAUCAGGAUGGUGGUCUGCUGCUAAAUAAUCCUUCUGCAUUGGCAGUUCAUGAAUGCAAGUGUCUCUGGCCAAAUGUUCCAUUGCAGUGUCUAGUAUCACUGGGCACUGGCCGGUAUGAAAGUGAAGGGAAGACACAUGUCACAUACACCAGUUUAAAAGCCAAACUCACAAAUGUUAUCAGCAGUGCAACUGAUACAGAAGAAGUUCACACCAUGUUGGAUGCGCUGUUACCUCCAGAUACUUAUUUCAGAUUUAACCCUCUUAUGAAUGAAGACAUACCUCUGGAUGAAAAUCGUAAAGAGAAACUUAAUCAGUUGCAGACCGAUGGAAUUCGUUAUUUAGAACGAAAUGAAGAAAAACUGAGAAAAGCUGCAAAAAUUUUAACACAGGAAAAAACAACUUUGCAGAGGUUUAGUGACUGGAUAAGAUUAAAGGCUGACAUGUAUGAAGGCCUUCCAUUUCUUUCCAAAUUGUGAAUAUGUAAUGCAUGAAAGAUUGUAAAUGUAAAUCUUGUUCCAGAAAAGUACUGUAAAGGGAGAAUGCUUAUUAUGGUAAAUAUAUGGCAAACUUCUUUGGAGAGCUAUCUAAAGCAGUUCAGGACAGCGACUUUAUGCACAUUCACUUGAUACAAGGUUUUAUAGUGUUAAUUAUUUUUUGAACUUUAGGGAUCUUAUUGUUGUACUGCCUAAGUUUGUUAAAAUCACUAAAACUAAAAACUGUGACAACAAUUGUGCUACGCAUUUUUGGAUGUAUGUACCAUAAUCAUGUUGACAGUAAAACUUUAUUUAUUAACUACCACGCUUAUUCAAGAUUAACAAAAAAUAAAAUCUGCAUUAACUUUAUUGUAGGCAGUAUACCUGUUAUGCUCUUGUAUUGCUGGUCAAUUUAAAACAUUCUUACAAAAACUUUGUCUCUGUUAAUUGCACUUUAACAGUUGAAAGAUAGCAUUAAAAUUCGCUUUUUUAUUUUCA
Dromaius novaehollandiae (emu) is the source of this 3380-nucleotide messenger RNA. It is a transcript of the gene PNPLA8, whose product is annotated as patatin like phospholipase domain containing 8. Gene Ontology annotation, cellular component: membrane. Bases 468 to 2885 code for a protein of 805 amino acids. The record is from RefSeq and is a predicted model, not a curated record. Lineage: Eukaryota; Metazoa; Chordata; Aves; Casuariiformes; Dromaiidae. The transcript has 10 exons. Gene Ontology annotation, biological process: arachidonate metabolic process.